GGGAUCCGGAAAUGGACCAUCUGGCUGGUGCGGCUGCGCCCGGCUGCGCGGACUGAGGAGAGCAGGUGAGACCUGGUGGGGCCCUGCUCGCAAUCCAUCACCAUCCUUCGUCUCGUACGUUCCCACAGACCUAGUGGGGGACCCUAUGCAGCAGCACAUGAGAUGAGCAAAACCACACAGCCUAUAGGAGGACCCCCUACAGCCCCUUCCCCUGGACUCCCACAGUCAGCAUUCCCCUCUGCACCCACGGCCCCUGUGGUGUUUGGGCCUCCACAAACUCCACAAAUGAAUACACAGUCUCAACCUCGACAGCAUUAUUAUCCAAGCAGGACACAACCUCCGAGCACUGCUACUAGAGUUCAGACUGGAUCUACAGCUCGUCCAGUGCCUCCUGCCCAUGUGUACCCCGCUGGUUCCCAGGUGAUGAUGAUACCCUCGCAAUUGUCCUAUGCCUCCCAGGGCUACUAUAUUCAAGGACAGGGUCGUUCUUAUGUGAUGCCCACACAACAAUACCCUGUACAACCAGGUGCCCCCGGAUUCUUUCCUAGUGCCAGCCCCACAGAGUUCAGCCCUUACGCUGGUGCAUAUUACCCAGCUCAGCAGCAGUUUCCUCCCGGGGUGCCAGGAGCUCAAGUGAUGAUUAAUCAACAACAACAACAACAGCAACAGCAAGCGAUUCCUCCAAAGAGAGAGCGAAAGACGAUAAGGAUUCGAGAUCCCAACCAAGGAGGAAAAGACGUCACAGAUGAAAUUUUGUCAGGAGGACGGACUUCAUCGACACCCACGCCUCCACAGUCUGUAGGCUCUGAAGUGCAGGCGAAUGGAGAAAGUGUCCAUGUGCCUAUUGUAGUACGCCCAGAUGAUGGCUCAAAGCCCACCCAAGUGCUGACCAGAUCAUCAGAUAGUCCCUCACCCUCUCCUCCUGCAGAAGCAAGUUUGAACAUGGCAGUUGUUUGUGAGCAAGACUUGACACUUGUUAACACUACACCUGAGCUGUCUGUACCUUUGCCAGGGACUCUUAAUUCACAGGAAGUGCCCUUGCUAGAAAACCCGUCAACUCAGGUAUCCAUGCUGCCAGAGGCUCCUACAGCUAUUCAGGAGGACCCCGAUUCUGCUGAAGUAAGCAUUGCAGACAUAACUGUUACACAAAUGGAGCCGGUCUCUGAAGCUCCAAUCAUUCAACCUCAGCCGGAGCUUUUAAUCCCUCCCCAGACUGCUGUGUCUGAUUUACAGGAAUCUCCUUUACCACAGGAGGAAACGUUUUCAGUUUCAGAGGUAGACUUUCCCUCACAGGCUCCUCCAUCCCAAAGUUCAGCAGAGCCUAGUUCUGUAGAGGCAAAUGAACCUGAUACAGAAGCUACACAAGAGCAAAGUCCUCUGGAGAGUUUGCCCUCUGAAGAUCCUCAACCUAGUAAUGGCCUGUCUGAAGAAGCGACUGUGCCACCCGCACAGCCAGAGCCAUCUGAAGUUUGCCAUUCUGUGCCCUCCUUGGAUUCUCCAAUUGCUCAACCAGAGGAGCUUCUAACAAAUGGAGAGGAAUCUUCUGACCCACAGGAACCUGAGGUGCAGGACACACACGAGUCUCAUGUUAGCCCGAUCACAGAGCCAGAAGAGAAGCCAGUUGAUCCUACACCAGAAGUUGAGGAUGUUCGAAAGGAACCCCCUCCUGAGCCAGAGCCAGUUGCUUCACAGACUGCAAAGCCAGCAGAUGUUCCUGUGGCAGUUGCCGUAUCUGCACCAAAGAAGAGGAGGAAAAUGAAGGAUUUAAACAGGAAAGAUAUAGGCGGAGAUCUGUUGGAUGCAUUUAAGGAGCAGACUGAUGGUACUACUGAUGUCACGGAGCCGCCUGCUAACCCACCUGCUGCUGCUCCUGAAGUUGAGCAGACCCCCAGUGUCCCUGUAGAGGAGCAGGAUGAGACGUGGGAAGAGAAAGAGGACAAGCUGGAUGAAAAUAUAAAGCCAGGAGAUCUGAAGUACAAAUACAAAGAGGAACAGUGGAAACCUCUAAAUCCUGAGGAAAAGAAAAGUUAUGACCGUGAAUUCUUACUUGGCUUUCAGUUUAUAGUGGCAAGCAUGCAAAAACCAGAGGGUCUCCCUCAGAUUACUGAUGUAGUGUUAGAAAAGGUCAACAAAGCUCCCCUCAGACCAUUAGAUACCGCAAGAUUAACUGGUAUGAACUCUGGGCCAGACUUUACACCAUCAUUUGCCAAUUUAGGCCGACCUACUAUGGGAAACCGUGGUCCACAAGCAAAUCUUGGUCCUCGACGAUCUCAACAGGGACCCAGGAAAGAGCCACGCAAAAUCAUUGCAGCAGUGUCAUUAAAUGAAAACGUACAGUUAAACAAAGCAGAGAAGGCCUGGAAGCCGACCCAAAAGCGAGCCAGCGAAGAAGAUGAACCAGAAAAUAUUAAGACGCAGGAGUUGUUCCGCAGAGUGCGCAGUAUCCUCAACAAGCUGACCCCACAGAUGUUCCAACAGCUGAUGAAGCAAGUCCAGGACUUGCCCAUAGACACAGAGGAUAGACUGAAGGGUGUUAUUGACCUAAUAUUUGAAAAGGCCAUUUCUGAGCCAAAUUUCUCUGUUGCAUAUGCCAAUAUGUGCCGCUGCCUUAUGGGGCUUAAGGUCCCAACUACAGACAAGCCGGGAGUGACUGUCAAUUUCCGCAAGCUGCUACUGAACCGCUGCCAGAAGGAAUUUGAGAAGGACAAAGAUGAUGAUGAGGUGUUUGAAAGGAAACAGAAAGAGAUGGAUGCUGCUACAACGCCAGAGGAAAAGACACGACUUAACGACGCAUUGGUAGAAGCCAGGGAUAGUGCUAGGCGCAGAUCCCUUGGUAAUAUUAAAUUUAUUGGUGAGCUUUUCAAGUUGAAAAUGUUGACUGAAGCCAUUAUGCACGACUGCGUAGUAAAGUUACUAAAGAACCACGAUGAGGAGUCUUUGGAGUGUCUAUGUCGGUUGUUGUCCACGAUUGGGAAGGACUUGGACUUUGAAAGGGCCAAGCCUCGCAUGGAUCAGUAUUUUAACCAAAUGGAUAAAAUUAUUAAAGAAAGGAAAACAUCUUCUCGUAUCCGCUUCAUGAUUCAAGAUGUAAUAGAUCUGCGAAUGUGUAACUGGGUACCUCGUCGUGCAGAUCAGGGCCCAAAGACUAUAGAUCAGAUCCACAAAGAGGCAGAGCUAGAAAAGCAACGCGAGCAGGUGAAGGUGCAGCAUCUAAUGUCUAAACAAGACAAGAGACGAGAGCCACAAGGACGACCUGCGGGUGGACGUGGCAGUCAGACAAAUGAUGAUGGCUGGAAUACUGUGCCCAUUAGUAAAGGAAGCCGUCCUAUUGACACAAGUCGAAUCAGCAAGAUAACAAAGCUUGGUGCAAUAGAUUCUAACCAGUUGCUGGCACCUGGAGGCCGGUUGAGUUGGGGUAAAGGGAGCAGUGGAGGAACUGGAGCAAAGCCUGCUGUUGAAUCCGCACCAGAAUCUGGCCGGCCGGCAACCAGCACGCUUAAUAGGUUCUCUGCCCUGCAGCAGUCUGCCUCUGCGGAGAGUCAGGAUGCUAGACGAACGGUGCAGAGAGGAAGUUCAAGCCGUGACCGCUCUGAGAGAGACAGGGGAGGAGAGAGAUUUGACAGAGGCGAAAGGUAUGACAAAGGGGACCUUUUUGAACGUUCUGGCCGCCCCGAUCGGGCAAGGACUGUGCUGACCAAGAGGAGUUUCAGCAAGGAGACGGAUGACCACAGCAGAGAACGAGAGAGACAGAUUCCACAGGAAGCAGUGAGGAAAGUAGCAAGUAUGACUGAGCCAAGAGACCGCAGCAAAGACAGCAUUAAGCAUGAGCCCCCAACAGCUGCUGCUGCCCCGGUUGCAUCCUCUAAACCUACCAUGUCAGAGGAAGAAUUAGAAAGAAAAUCCAAAUCUAUCAUAGAGGAAUAUCUACAUAUUAAUGAUAUGAAGGAGGCACUUCAGUGUGUGCAGGAGCUUAACUGCGGGUCACUGCUGUUCAUCUUUGUACGAAACGUUAUUGAAUCCACAUUAGAGAGGAGCACCAUUGCCCGGGAACACACGGGUCUUCUUCUGUACUCACUGGUGAAGAAUGGCACACUACCUAAGGAACAGUAUUACAAGGGAGUCCUAGAAGUACUUGAAGUAGCUGAUGAUAUGGAGAUUGACAUUCCACAUAUCUGGCUAUAUUUAGCUGAACUUAUUAGUCCAGUCUUAACAGAGGAAGGAAUUCCCAUGGGAGAGUUGUUCAGAGAGUUGACGAAACCUCUGACUCCCAUUGGGAAGGCUGGUGUACUGUUAGCGGAAAUCCUAGGUUUGCAAUGUAAAGACAUGUCUCACAAGAAAGCAGGUGCUCUUUGGCAAGAAUCCAGACUGAGCUGGAAAGAGUUCUUGUCUAAGGAUCAGGAUAUGAACAAGUUUAUCAGUGACAACAAACUUGAGUACACACUGGGCGAUGAGUCGGAGACGCCCAGUAAGACAGACCUCUCCCCCGCCGAGCUGGACAAAAUGCUCACUAAGCUUUUGAAAGAGAACUCUAGUAACCAGAAGAUAUUUGAUUGUAUUGAAGGCAUCUUGACUGACCAGCAGCUGUCGUCCAAUCAGUUUGUCAGAACUCUCAUGAACUGUGUGUGCAACUCUGCCAUUAUCUUGGAGAAUCCUUGCCGAGUUGAUGUUAAUGUGAUCAAGAACAGAGCUAAGCUGCUUGCAAAAUACCUGAAUAACGAAACAAAAGAACUACAGGCUCUGUAUGCUUUGCAGGCCCUUGUUGUGAAACUUGAUCAGCCCCCAAAUCUGUUAAGAAUGUUCUUUGAUGCGCUAUAUGACGAAGAUGUGAUUAAGGAAGAACCAUUUUACAAGUGGGAAUCUAGCAAGGACCCAGCAGAGCAGCAAGGAAAAGGUGUCGCCCUGAAAUCUGUCACCGCCUUCUUUACAUGGUUGCGGGAAGCAGAGGAUGAAUCUGAUACUGAUCACAAGGACUAGAAAUUCGCCUUUUAUGCUUGCUCUUGUUUUCUUUGGGGCUUCCAGUUUUUGUUUUUUCUUUAUUUUAUUUUUUCUUCCCCUGCAGACUUUUUAACAAAGAAACACAUGAAUCCCAAUGAUUUUGCAUUUGUGAGAAUGUAUUGACUCUUGCUGAAUGAUGAAGCCUGACAAAGGGUGGGAGGUAGCCUGGCACAAAAAAAUUGAAAGUCAAAAUGCCUAGUAUAGGCAAUUGCUAGAAAAAAGCCUUGGCACAUGUGCAGGCGGCAGUGGUUGUUGGAUGUUUUUUUUUUCCCCCCCUCCCCUGAUUAAUGCAACAGUCUCUCUUGAGGUUUCACUUCAUAAGAGAACUUGAGGUAUUUUGGGACUGCUGAAAGAAGGAUGGAAAGCUGUGUCCCACUUUCUUUUCCUCAUCACAAAAGUGGAACACACAGACCUUUCACUUGUGCAGACUUUUUGGUUUUUUCUUCUUUUUUUUUUUCCCCCCAAAGAGCAGUUGGAGCCUAUAUGCUUCAGUGGGACGGAGCAUUUGAGCUUCUCUAUUGCUCUUUAUGGCUGAAAUAUAGAUAUAUAAAUAAAUAUAUAUAUAAAUAUAUAUAAUUAUUACAAAUUGUUUUUGGUUUGAAGAUGGCAGCAAGCCAUUUUUGAAUCGUGUUUUUGCUCUCUGGCGCAUACCUGGAGUUCAAGACACUGUCCUAAUAGUUUUUUUUUUUUUUUAAACUAAAACAAUGAACUUCUAAUCUGUAAUAAUUCAUGUUGUUGGAUGCUCUGCCAGCAACUGGAUCUUUCCCCCCUUUUUUUGUUUUUUUUUUUGUUUUUGUUUUUUCACAGAUCUCCCUUCUCAGCGGAGUAGAGAAUUUUAUUUCUAUUCAGAUCACCAUGUGUUGGAAAGAGGCAUCUCUCAACCCUAGCAAAUUCUGUAUUUAUAGAGAAAGCAAAGCCUUUUUGGUUAUUUGUCCUUCCAAAAUGUUUUGGAGGUUCUUGUAAUUAUUAAACCAAGUAAGAAUGAAAUUUGUAAAUACUUUUUGCUUUCUUUAUUAAGUAUUUAAUGAUUCUGGCAUACAAAGUUUCCCCAAAACCUCUUUUCACAGAAACUGGAAAUAAAUGAGAACCUUAA
This is a messenger RNA of Bufo gargarizans (Asiatic toad), 6088 nucleotides long. RefSeq names its product eukaryotic translation initiation factor 4 gamma 1 (gene EIF4G1). The transcript has 31 exons. Gene Ontology annotation, molecular function: protein binding; mRNA binding; translation initiation factor activity. The coding region runs from base 163 to 4974 and encodes 1603 amino acids. Gene Ontology annotation, cellular component: eukaryotic translation initiation factor 4F complex. Lineage: Eukaryota; Metazoa; Chordata; Amphibia; Anura; Bufonidae. The record is from RefSeq and is a predicted model, not a curated record.